AUGCUGCAUGAUAAACCAAACCAGGGUCUGCUGGCACCAGUCCUAAAGGAAGCUGCAGAACCAACAAGCAACAUGAAAAAUAAGAAAGCUCUCAGCCCCAAUGGCAUAGCAGUAGGAGUAUGGAAGUACCUGGGUCAAAUCGGUGUGAAUAUAUUGGCACAACUGUCUAAUUCCAUCAUGAGGACUGAGAAGACAGCAAUGCCUGAGAAAAAUACUGCAAAACAAUGUGACUGGCUGCGUGAACGCAUUUCUUCUCCUGCUGAAUCGCAGACAUAUCAAAAUCUAGUGCUUCAUCGUGGACAUACCAGUUUCGCAUUUAUUAUUUUGGAUGUUAUGGAUAAAAACAGUACUCAUUCGGAUAGUUCAUGGCCGCCAAACUUUUGGGGUCAGAUGAUAAUAGCCUUCUCAGUGUCCAUGGUGAUUGGAUUGGUGAUUGGAGGGAUAAUCUGGGCUUUGUUUACUUGCCUGUCCCGUCGCAGAGCCAGUGCGCACAUUUCGCAGUGGAGCUCGUCAAUCUCUAGCCGCCGUUCCAGACCUUCUUCUCAGGGCCAUGCUGCCAACAGGACUGGAUUCUACCGUAACAACAGCUGCGAACGCCGUAGCAAUCUCAGCCUGGCCAGCCUCACCUUCCAGCGGCAAGCCUCCCUGGAGCAAGCCAACUCCUUCCCAAGAAAGUCAAGCUUCCGAGCCUCCACUUUCCACCCCUUUUUGCAAUGCCCUCCGCUCCCUGUGGAAACUAACAGUCAGCUGAUUACUCUGGCUCCCACCAGCACCACCACUACCCUUGUGGGGAACACCACCAACAGCUUAACUCGUCCUGAAUUCCACUGGUCCAACAACAGCCUCCGCAUCUGUCAUUCAACACAAACACCUCCUCCUGCCUAUGAGACCAUCAUUAAAGCUUUUCCAGACUCUUGAACUGGAGUCUUCCUUUAUUUCUUUAAAUGGAGGACUCUCUGUCGUCUGAAGCAGAUUUUCUGUAUGCUCUGAAGGCCUCUGGGAAGCUCCCUGGUGCCUCGGCAUGCCGCAGGCAAACAGAAGGGACAUGCGCAGAUGACGCUGAUUUGCUAGGGCAAGGUGUGGUAUCCUGCAGCCACAAGGAUCUUGCACCCCCCAACUUAACUGGUCUGCAGUGUAAUUCUGUAUUUAUAUUAUACCUUUAAUUUGUAAUCAUUGUAAGGCUUUUAGUUUAGAAGAAAGAAACUUCUGCAGUCUACAAAACUGGCAACUUAAAUGAAGAAACAAGCCACAUUAGGAACCAUUUGUUGAUAAUCGCUUAUUAAUUUCCUGCAAAGUUCACUCAUUCAUUGUGUUUGUUAGAAAUCCUGGUUUUGUACAUUUGUCUGUGAGUCCUACAUUUUCAUUAGAUACUUUCCUUCAUCUCUUACAUCCUGGGCUGCUUCUAUGCCUCCUGAACCACAGGGUUCCCUAUAGCUCAGGAAUCCCUUGGCAGAAGUAGAGUUUAAAGUGAUUU
Terrapene triunguis (Three-toed box turtle) is the source of this 1474-nucleotide messenger RNA. It is a transcript of the gene MYCT1, whose product is annotated as MYC target 1. The record is from RefSeq and is a predicted model, not a curated record. NCBI's taxonomy places the organism in Eukaryota, Metazoa, Chordata, Testudines, Emydidae. Bases 1 to 918 code for a protein of 305 amino acids. Gene Ontology annotation, cellular component: nucleoplasm. The transcript is spliced from 3 exons.